AUGGUUGGCCUAGCUAUCGCGUCUGAGUCGGAUAUAACACCCAUGGGUCUUAAAUGCUCCCCUCCUGAAUCAGUGCAGUGCUCAACAGACCUGAAAGGUUAUAAUAACGAGAACGAUUACGGGUUUUUCCGUGUGCCUGCAAAGAUUGCUGUAAGGUGGUUUAUGAUGGCCCAACACGGCGGACCUUCCAGUGUGGAAACUGAAGUCCAAGUCGGCCCAGAGCCUUUCCUCGCAGACAACUGGGUCAAGCUUAUGGCCGCAACGAAAUAUACCGAUCGAGGAGAGCCAUUCAAACCCCAUCGUCGUAAGGAAUACCAAUCGUUCUGGGUAGCAAAUAGGACCCACCGCGGGGUAUCUUUCCGUGGGUUCAGCCUAAGACUCUUAGCUGCGGAUGGCAAAGAUAUAGCCGUCGUGACUGGUGACUUUCGAUACGGCGAUAAAUCAUCAUCAUUGAUUGAAGUUCACCCAGCCCUACCUACCCCAUGGUUCGAAGAAAAUUAUACCACAGGGCAUGAGUUGGCAUCUGCUGGUAUCAUGAUUCAUGAUUGGCAGAACUCGAGAGUUUUGCCAGCCGGUCUGGCGAAACUGGUUCCGCCUGUUCCACGGCGACACUCACACAAAACCUGGCAGAACUAG
Messenger RNA from Suillus discolor, 636 nucleotides. RefSeq lists its product as uncharacterized. The coding region runs from base 1 to 636 and encodes 211 amino acids. The record is from RefSeq and is a predicted model, not a curated record. NCBI's taxonomy places the organism in Eukaryota, Fungi, Basidiomycota, Agaricomycetes, Boletales, Suillaceae. The transcript has 7 exons.